UCAUCGCGUCUAGGAGGAGAGCAUCUCGUCGCGACAACCUAUCGAAGACAGUGCGAACGUACGUCAACAAGAAAGACACAGACAAUGGGCCAUCCCGAUGAAAAUGUCCAUCCGACAGCGACCGGCCGCGCGCUCGAGACAGUGAAGCAGCACGAGGCUCCGCAGGAUCUCGUCUUUUGGGCUGGCUGGUUCUGUCCGUUCGUCCAGCGUGUCUGGAUCGUGCUCGAGGAGCGCGGAAUACCGUACCAGUACAAGGAGGUCAACCCGUACAAGAAGGAGCAACACUUCCUUGACAUCAACCCGAAGGGGCUGGUGCCCGCAAUCGAGUACAAGGGUCGCGCGCUCUACGAGUCCCUCAUCAUCUGCGAGUUCCUCGAGGACGCCUACCCCUCGCACACGCCCCACCUCUUCCCGACCGACCCGUUCGACCGCGCGUACGUUCGGCUCUGGGUCGACCACGUCGCCAAGAACAUCGUGCCCGCAUUCCACCGCUUCCUCCAAGGGCAGACGCCCGAGGCACAGGCUGCUGGGCGCGAGGAGUACUACGCCGCACUGCGCAAGGUGAGCGAGAAGGCGAAGGGCCCGUACUUCCUGGGCGACGAGUUCAGCAUGGUCGAUGUCGUGCUCGCACCGUGGGUCCUCCGCGACUAUAUACUCGCGGAGCACCGUGGAUACUCGCGCGAGGCCGUCGGUGGGGGCUGGAAGGAGUACGCGGAGAAGCUUAUCACGAGGGAGAGCGUGUUGAAGACACAGAGUGACCUUGAGCACUACGAACCGAUAUAUGCGCGCUACUUGCGUGACGAGGCACAGAGUGAGGUCGCGAAAGCGACGAGGGCCGGACGGGGUCUUCCGUGAUGCCACAUCGAAACACUGGAACAGCUUGUACACUAGUUUCUGGAUGAUUUUGUACCACUACGCGAGUAUAUCUUGGGGCUUCUUCGUUCGCCGGAACCAGUCUCUGACCAAUGUGAACAUGUAUCCUCAACUCUUUGAGUACAAUAUUUCUCGUUUUUAUCCAGUCUAGUCAUUCGGAUUUAUACGAUCAUGUCUUCAGCCUUUUGU
Molecule: messenger RNA, 1062 nt
Organism: Rhodofomes roseus
Lineage: Eukaryota; Fungi; Basidiomycota; Agaricomycetes; Polyporales; Fomitopsidaceae
Product: glutathione-S-transferase
Exons: 4
Coding region: 85-855 (256 amino acids)
Cellular component (GO): cytoplasm
Molecular function (GO): glutathione transferase activity
Source: RefSeq, a predicted model, not a curated record